AUGGCACAGGAUGCGCACUACUACCGCGAAGUUAUCGACCUACUAUCAGACGAUGAGGGGACUUCAUCUGAGGCAUUGCCCGAAGACACCCGGCCUGAAGACCUCAACGACCUUGCUCUAUUCAACGAGUUUCUCAAAAUCAACGGCCAAGACGAAUACAACCCAAUCGACCUGACUGCUCUGGAAGACAUUCCGGACGUCGACGUGCCACCAGAUGGUGCGCAUCCACGAUUGACUGUUGAAAAUGCUGAGGCUGUUAGCGAGGCUGUUAGCGAGGCACAGUGCCUCCAAAUGGUCCUGAACGUUUUACCAGACAUUGCGAUCGAUCACGUGCUCAACCUUAUCAAGGAGCGUAUCGGCGAUCGCACACGUACGGUGGCAGAGUGUGAGCGACUCAUCACCCAUAUUCUGGACGAGGGGAUUUACCCAAAAGAGACCGAUGAAGCCAGUAAGCGCAAGAGGAAGAGGGGCAAUGACGACGAUGACGAUACCUCUGAAUUUGAGAAGGACGGGCAAAAGGACCAGAACAUUUCCUACCGCAUUAACGCUCUGAACCUCCUUAAGGACGAGUUCCCACAUAUUCCUGCACGACACAUUGACAACACGUUUAGGACUCACAAGACACUUUACAAGACAUUCGGCACGUUGGAGCGUCAGCUACAAAACUACACCCGUAUCACCUCUGGUUUUACGAAGGUAAUCAAUCCGCGUAAACGACGCGAAUUCGAGUCGACUUUAUCAAAGCGCACAAACGGCGAGGGGCCAGAAUUCGACGCGAAGGAUCUCCUAAGAGAGCUUCAAGCCGCGAGGAGACAGCCCAAACGGCGCAGAGAAAUGGAAGUGCAGCAGAUCGAAGAGGAAAAUCUUUUCCGCGCACGGCAGAACAAUGAAAUAAGUGACUGCCAGCUCUGUUUUGAUGAGUUUCCUAUCAACCGAAUGUUCUCCUGCGAUGGCGACCAACUCCACUUGCUUUGCAAAGACUGCGCUAGGAGCCUUGUGGAAAUGCAGAUGGGGAAUGGCAAAUGUCGUCCAAAAUGCGAGGCGAUACAGGACUGUACAGGAAGCUUCACUCGAACACAGCUGCAAGAGUUCCUGGGAAGCAAGUCUUUCGAGCGACUUGAACGGUUACAACAGCAGGAGGAUAUUAUUGCCGCAUGCAUCGAGAAUCUCGGAGAAUGCCCUUUCUGCGACUUCAAGGCAGAGUGCCUACCGGUUGAAGUGGACAGGGAAUUCCGAUGCCAGAAUCCGGAAUGCGGCAAGACGAGCUGCCGCCUUUGCAAUGCCGAAACACACGUUCCUAAGAGCUGUGAGGAGGCAAAGAAGGACGGGAAGAUCACGAUUAGGCAUGUCGUGGAAGAGGCCAUGUCAGAGGCACUCAUUCGGAAGUGUAACCGGUGCAAGAAUCCGUUCGUUAAAAGCGAUGGAUGUAACAAGAUGACGUGCACGAAAUGCGGGAACUUGCAAUGCUAUGUUUGCUCUAAAGAUGUGAAGGACUACAACCACUUCUCUGAAAACAAGGCGAAUCGUUGUCCUUUGCACGACAACGUUGAAACGCGACAUGAACAAGAGGUCAGAAACGCAGAAGCAGAGGUGCUUGCCCGACUUCGCACUGAACAUCCCGAAAUCUCUGAAGAAGAACUGAAGGUCGAAGUAUCCGAUGCUGUAAGCCGCGAGGAAGAUUUACGGAGACAGCAGGGGCAAGCCCGUCACCAGGGAUUUGGAUUUAUGAUGCAAGGAAACAUACUGGGUGCCCGACCAGCGGGAGUGAUCCCAGUUGGAGCGGUACAUGUACCACCCCAACACCCGCCUCCACCUCCAUUUCCGUUCAAUCCUGAGCAACAAGCGAAUGACCCCCAAGCCUUCAAUCCGCUUAAUCUAUUCGCUAACAGGCCUCACCCAAUUCACGUUGUUCUGCCUCAAGCUCAGGCUCAAGCCCCACCGCUUCUGGUGAGGGAAGGCAAUGCACAGCCGCAGCCUUUCCAUCAGGUUCGACAAGAGUAUGUCCUUCAUCCCUUUCCAGAUGCGUGGUUUGGCAUCUACCGACCUCCUAACCCGACGUAG
This is a messenger RNA of Lindgomyces ingoldianus, 2061 nucleotides long. RefSeq lists its product as uncharacterized. Bases 1 to 2061 code for a protein of 686 amino acids. The transcript has 5 exons. NCBI's taxonomy places the organism in Eukaryota, Fungi, Ascomycota, Dothideomycetes, Pleosporales, Lindgomycetaceae. The record is from RefSeq and is a predicted model, not a curated record.